AUGGUGAAUGAAUACAAGAAAAUCGUUCUUCUAAAAGGAUUAGAGGGCAUGCAGGAUUAUCAGUUUAGGAUAAUCAAGUGCUUGCUAAGAAAAGAACUAAAGCUUACUAAAAAAAUGCAAGAUGAUUAUGACAGGAUUCAGCUGGCUGACCUGAUGGAGGACAAGUUCCCCAAAGAUGCUGGACUGGACAAACUGAUAGAAGUGUGUGAGCUCAUAGAAGGGCUUGAAGACAUCACUAAAAAACUUAAAACAGAGAAGGAGAAAGUUCAAAACAAAGAGAAAGAAAAAGGCAAAACAGCCAUGACAAAUGAAAAGCAAGGUGAAAUCAGUACUUUUGAAUCUUUUUUUAUCAGUAAUGAAUCAAGCAAGAAUAAACCCUCUUCAAAGACAAAGAGAAAACAAAUCACAAAAACUGAAGGUGGGAAGAAAAAGAAGCUCACACAGAAGCAGACUCAAUUUCCAGAACCUUCAGGAACCAAUAUAAAAAAAGAAGAAGAUUGUGUCCACACUCCUCUUAAGCCUCCACCAACACCACGCAGCAGUUCCACAAACAAGACACCAAGGAGAGAAAUUGUUCCAACAGAGCCUGCUAAGGAAGAAGGUCACCAGAAGGGUCCCAAACAAGUAAUGGUGUUGAAAGUAACAGAACCAUUUACAUAUGACCUGAAAGAAGAUAAAAGGAUGUUUCAUGCUACAGUGGCUACUGAGACUGAAUUCUUCAGAGUGAAGGUUUUUGACACAGCUCUGAAGACCAAGUUCAUCCCAAGAAACAUCAUUGCCAUAUCAGAUUAUUUUGGGUACAAUGGGUUUCUAGAGAUAUACAAAAGUUCCUGUGUGUCUGAUGUGAAUGUUAACCAAACAAUGGUUAUCUCAAAGACACUGAGGCAAAGAGCCAAUGCAACUCCAAAAAUUUCUUAUCUUUUCUCGCAAGCCAAGGGGACAUUUGUGAAUGGAGAGUUUGUAGUAUUCAAGAAAAUUGAGAGGGAUGAAGUCAUUUCAUAUGGAAUUGAGGAUGAUACUGGGAAAAUGGAAGUGGUGGUUUAUGGGCAACUCACCAAUAUCAAGUGUGAACCAGGCAGUAAACUUAGACUUGUCUGCUUUGAAUUGACUUCCACUGAUCAUGUAUGGCAGCUGAGGUCUGUAAGGCACAGUUACAUGCAGGUACAAGAUAAAGGAAAGCCACUUAACCCAGAUUCAGUUAUGGAAACCUCUCUGGAGCCAUACUUCUGA
This is a messenger RNA of Apodemus sylvaticus (European woodmouse), 1230 nucleotides long. RefSeq names its product interferon-activable protein 203-like. Gene Ontology annotation, biological process: activation of innate immune response; cellular response to interferon-beta. The coding region runs from base 1 to 1230 and encodes 409 amino acids. The transcript is spliced from 6 exons. Gene Ontology annotation, molecular function: double-stranded DNA binding. NCBI's taxonomy places the organism in Eukaryota, Metazoa, Chordata, Mammalia, Rodentia, Muridae. The record is from RefSeq and is a predicted model, not a curated record.